GAUCCCCACUUUGGGACUACACUAUUCUCUGUGGAGAAGUCCUGUGUCAGUGAUUACAACUUUCCCAAUUUGACCAUGAAGAUCAGUGGAAGCUUCCUACUGCUGUUUGCCCUGGCCCCUCUCUGCCUAUCCGCCGUAGUUCCUGUUCAGGAUUUAGGGAAGGAGGACUGCAACAUUUAUAAGAAGUUCCCAGUGUCAGCUAUUCCCUGCCCUGUUACAUAUUUUCCCGUGUGUGGUUCUGACUACAUGACUUAUGGCAAUGGAUGUCAUCUAUGCAUAGAGAACUUGAAAACAAAUGGAAAAGUGACUUAUCUUCAUGAUGGAAUUUGCUAACUCCCCCCUGAACCAGACUGUAGAAAACUGGUACUCCCUAUCAUCUUUGUCACCAUCUGAACCACUCUGGUCCCUUGAUGAAGCCUUUAUGUAUGUGGGUAGGCUAACAAAUGUUCCAAUCUAAUUUCCACUGUCAGGGAACAUAUGUGGUAUCCCUCUGGCCUUCCCGUGUCUGUAAAAUACAAUGUCUUCAGUUUUCCUUCUUAAUAAAAAUAGUAUUACUGUUA
This is a messenger RNA of Antechinus flavipes (yellow-footed antechinus), 560 nucleotides long. It is a transcript of the gene SPINK7, whose product is annotated as serine peptidase inhibitor Kazal type 7. The record is from RefSeq and is a predicted model, not a curated record. Bases 76 to 333 code for a protein of 85 amino acids. The transcript is spliced from 4 exons. Lineage: Eukaryota; Metazoa; Chordata; Mammalia; Dasyuromorphia; Dasyuridae. Gene Ontology annotation, molecular function: protein binding.